GCAACUUCAGAAAAGCCCAGCCAGCCUUCUCUUCCAUCUGAAUUCGCUCUAUUUGUUGACAUUCCGUCACCUUUUCACGACAAUUGGCUGUUGCUCCGCCUUCGAAUCCCGCAAGGAAGACCUAGGCCCGCAAGGAAGAUUUUUCCCCUCAUAGAAAUGGCUAAAUCCAGACUCCUGCUAGUACUCUUCCUCGGGCUCAUCUGCAUCGCCCUCUGCGUGGCUGGAGCAAACGCGCAGGCGAAGGCGAAGCCAACCAAGGCGCAGCUGAAGGCGGAGCUGAAUAAAAUGGCGAGCACCAUCACGAAGCGCUACCCUCAAUACGCGAAAUACGCGAAAGACAUCAGCAAGUACAUCGGCCUCGCGUUGAACUCCAAGUACGACUUCUCUGCCCUCGCGGACGCCACCGUCCUCCUCCCCAGCAACACAAAAGCCGAAGCCCUCGCUAAGAAGCUCCCCGUUAAAAGCAGCAACAUCCGUACAAUCUACAACAUUACGGCGUACCACAUCAUCGCGAAAAAACUAACGGUUCCGAACUUUAAGGCCUUCAAAAAGGGGCGGCCGCUUCGUACUCAAUUGAAGCAGGCUCUGUACAAGAUCUCGGCUCAAAACGCCAAUACAGUGUCGUUCGCUAAAGGCCCAAGGGCGCCUCCAGCCACCUGGGCGACAAUCAAGAUCAUGAGGAUAUAUGCAGGACCCUAUUUCAUCGCACAUGCGGUGGAUAGAGUCCUCAUUCCCACUGGGACUAGAAUGCCCAAGUAGGCUACACGCGUGCAGGCUGCAGUGUACCCGAAUUUACUGUACCAUG
Molecule: messenger RNA, 805 nt
Organism: Closterium sp. NIES-67
Lineage: Eukaryota; Viridiplantae; Streptophyta; Zygnematophyceae; Desmidiales; Closteriaceae
Source: the annotation of a GenBank genome assembly